GAUAGACAGACAUCUUAUUCGCUCAUAUAUUAAUCGCUCAAAGCAAGAAGUCAAGUUCUUUUUGGAGCAAAGGAAUAUAAGAAUCCAUGUGUGUGAAUGGCGUCUGCGAGCAUAAUAAUCCUUUUACUAGCGUUGUUUGCCAUCGUUGUCUCAUUGUCGUAUGCUGAUGGUGGAGAGAAGGUCGCGGUCAGCUAUGACGGAAGGUCGUUGUUGUUAAAUGGAAAGCGAGAGCUUCUAUUCUCGGGUUCCGUCCAUUACCCUCGCAGCCCGCCGGAGAUGUGGCCAGACCUUCUUGACAAGGCAAGACAUGGCGGUUUGAACGUGAUCGAAACCUACGUCUUUUGGAACGCUCAUGAGCCCGUAAGAGGCCAGAGGAACUUUGAGGGAAACUAUGACAUAGUGAAGUUCCUCAGGCUCAUUCAGGAGAAAGGCAUGUAUGCAUGCCUUAGAAUUGGGCCUUUCAUUCAGGCCGAGUGGAAUCAUGGAGGACUUCCGUACUGGUUGAGAGAGGUUCCCGAUAUCAUAUUCCGCAGUGACAAUGAACCUUUCAAGAAAUACAUGCAAGAGUAUGUGUUAUUUAUUAUAGACAAGCUGAAAACCGAGAAGCUCUUCGCUCCUCAAGGAGGGCCCAUCAUCUUGGGACAGAUUGAGAAUGAGUACAACCAUAUCCAAAGAGCAUUCAGGGAGAAGGGAGAUAGUUACGUUCAGUGGGCUGCGAAACUGGCAAUAGGAUUGGAUCUUGGCAUUCCAUGGGUCAUGUGCAAGCAAACGGAUGCACCCGAUCCAGUGAUCAAUGCAUGCAAUGGAAGACAUUGUGGUGAUACCUUCCCAGGCCCAAACAAACCAUACAAGCCUUUCAUUUGGACUGAAAAUUGGACGGCUCAGUACAGAGUGUUUGGAGAUCCUCCAUCCCAAAGAUCUGCAGAAGAUAUUGCCUACUCAGUCGCCCGCUUCUUUGCUAAGAAUGGAGCUAUGGUCAACUAUUACAUGUACUACGGUGGAACAAAUUACGGAAGAACAACCUCCGCCUUCACAACUACUCGGUACUACGACGAAGCUCCUCUGGAUGAAUACGGUCUGCAGAAAGAACCCAAAUGGAGCCACCUUCGGGAUGUGCAUAGGGCUGUAAACCUGUGUAAGAAGGCUCUUUUGCAAGGCACACCUACCACGCAAAAGGUGAACGAAUUCCACGAGAUUAUAGUCUAUGAGAGGCCAGGAAGCGACAUGUGUGCUGCUUUCAUAACUAACAAUCAUUCCGAGAACGCCGGUACCAUAAACUUCAAGGGUCAAGAAUAUUAUCUACCCUCGCGUUCCAUCAGCAUCCUCCCGGACUGCAAGACUGUAGUAUACAACACUCAAACGAUUGUUUCGCAACAUAAUUCGAGGAACUUUAAGAGAUCAGAGGCCGCAAACAAGCUUGAUUGGGAGGUGUUUUCCGAAAGCCUUCCGACAACCAAGGAAGUGCCGAUCGAUUCUGAUGAACCUAAAGAGCUUUACAGCUUGCUAAAAGACGUCAGCGACUAUGCUUGGUACACAACGAGAAUCGAGCUGGGUCCUGAAGACUUGCCGAGGAAGGCUAGCAUACUCCCCGUUCUACGGGUGGUUAGUAAUGGCCACGGAAUGCUCGCGUAUGCGAAUGGCGUAUUCGUCGGAUCUGCCCACGGUAGCCACGAAGAGAAAGGUUUUGGAUUGCAAGUUUCCGUAAACCUUACAGUUGGACUUAAUCAAAUAACAUUCUUGUGUUACACAGUAGGCUUACCCGACAGCGGUGCAUACAUGGAGCACAGGUUCGCCGGUCCUACUCGAGUCACCGUCCUCGGUCUCAACACCGGAACAAUUGAUCUCACCGACAACGGUUGGGGUCAUCAGGUUUCUCUCCAAGGCGAAAAGCAGAGUAUUUUCACCGAAGAGGGUGCGAAGAAGUUCCAGUGGAAGAAGGCCAAUGGAGAGGGACCCACCAUCUCCUGGUACAAGACAAGAUUUGAGACCCCGGAGGGAAGGGAUCCUAUUGCGAUCAGGAUGACUGGUAUGGGAAAGGGACAGAUAUGGAUAAACGGCAAGAGCAUAGGUCGUCACUGGAUGUCAUAUCUCUCUCCUCUGGGACAACCCAGUCAGUCGGAGUACCACAUCCCGAGAGCUUUCUUGAACGAAAAAGACAAUCUUCUCGUCAUAUUUGAGGAGGAGAAAUCAAACCCUGAAAAGGUGGAGAUCGUGAUUGUGGAUAGAGACACUAUUUGCAGUUACAUCACGGACGUACACCCACCCAAUGUGAAGCAGUUCGCCAGCAAGAAGAUGAAAUUUCACGCAGUAGUGGACGAGGUGAAGACCGAAGCAAGCUUAAAGUGCCCUGACUUCAAGAAGGUAACGGCCGUGGAAUUCGCGAGCUUCGGUGACCCCGUAGGUGCUUGUGGAGCCUAUGACACAGGAACAUGCAAUUCGGCUGCAGCGAAGCAAGUUGUGGAGCAGCACUGCAUGGGCAAAGAUUCUUGCACCGUUCCCAUGGACCCUUCAUUGUUCCCCAUCUCCGGCAAACCUUGCCCGCAAGACAGGCCCUUGGCUCUCGCUAUCCAAUUGAGGUGUUCCCACUAGAUUCCCAGUACUUUUUCGGCUACACUAUGGAGGGUGAUCGCGCUUCCUUCCUGAGUUUCAACGCCGGAGUAGACUGCCCUGCUUCGGAUUUAUUUUUUCUUUCUUUCCCUUGAGGGCACGAUGGAUUAGAUUCUACCGAACACGGAUAUUUACUGUGUUUUUAUGCUUUUAGAUUAAUAACUUGAGAUGAGAUCAUUUCGUCAUUCAAUAAAACUUUUUAUCUAUUUUUAAAAAACAAAA
Molecule: messenger RNA, 2829 nt
Organism: Prosopis cineraria
Lineage: Eukaryota; Viridiplantae; Streptophyta; Magnoliopsida; Fabales; Fabaceae
Product: beta-galactosidase 13-like
Exons: 16
Coding region: 97-2589 (830 amino acids)
Biological process (GO): carbohydrate metabolic process
Cellular component (GO): cell wall; vacuole
Molecular function (GO): beta-galactosidase activity; carbohydrate binding
Source: RefSeq, a predicted model, not a curated record